Messenger RNA from Topomyia yanbarensis, 607 nucleotides. RefSeq names its product protein obstructor-E-like. NCBI's taxonomy places the organism in Eukaryota, Metazoa, Arthropoda, Insecta, Diptera, Culicidae. The transcript has 2 exons. Gene Ontology annotation, cellular component: extracellular region. The record is from RefSeq and is a predicted model, not a curated record. Gene Ontology annotation, molecular function: chitin binding. The coding region runs from base 99 to 521 and encodes 140 amino acids.
UUACGAUUAAAAACACGAGCCGUAACCCAACCGGGUUAGUUGAUACGCAACAGCGAUAGCUGAAUGUUUUUAUAGGAUUUUUUUUUUCAAACGACGCAAUGACCAGUUCAGCUCUCAAACUGACACUACUAGUGGCGGUCCUCGCCGGAAGCACUGCCGAAGUGAACACAGACGACAUCACCUGUCACCCCACGGACACGCACUUUGUCGAUGAUCCCCGACAGUGCAACAAGUAUUUUACCUGCUAUCAAGGGGUCGCCUUCCCGAAGGUUUGUCCGCCGGGUUUCCGGUUUAUUGAGGCGCUGCAAGCCUGCUAUCAGGCUACGGUUGACGAGUGUUUCAACUGUCCGGACGAAGGUCUGCACUUUUUCGAACAUCCGGAAACGUGUAGAAAAUAUGUGCUGUGCUAUUCCGGGAAGCCAAACGUCAUGGAGUGCUCUGAGGGGAUGAUGUUCAACCCAGACGAGCAUCAGUGCGAUUUGGAGAGCAAUGUGGUGUGCAAUCGAAACGAAGGGGCGUGAAUGAAGCGGUGAAAUUGUUGUGUACGCUCGAAUAUAUAGGUGAAUUAGGAUUAGGAGUUGAAAUACAGAAUCAAAUGAAGUUAAGU